Octodon degus (degu) is the source of this 3009-nucleotide messenger RNA. RefSeq names its product sciellin (gene Scel). Gene Ontology annotation, cellular component: cytoplasm. NCBI's taxonomy places the organism in Eukaryota, Metazoa, Chordata, Mammalia, Rodentia, Octodontidae. Gene Ontology annotation, biological process: epidermis development. The transcript has 30 exons. The record is from RefSeq and is a predicted model, not a curated record. The coding region runs from base 137 to 2029 and encodes 630 amino acids.
UAGGGGCUGAACCGCACCGAGUGAACGCCAGCCUUCUGCCUGCUUCAGUUGGAUCUCCCUGAGGAAUCGCUGCAGCCUGGUUAGCUGAAGAGUCCUGGGUUUCUGCCCAACAAGAGUCCUGGGUUUCUGAAGAGAUAUGAAGAGCAACCCUCAAGGAGCUGUGCUGAAGCAACAAGCUUCUCGAGAGCUGAACAAAAGAAGAACUCUCUUACAGGAUAACAGCUGGAUCAAGAGCCGUCCCGAGGAAGAAAAAGAUGAAAAUUAUGGGAAGGCGGCGCUCAACAGGCAUAACUCCCAUGAUGCCUUGCACAGGAAAAUAAAGGAAAAAGAUGAACCAAAAGCUGUGCUUAGUCGGUACAGAUCAGAUGACACUUUGGACAGGAUCUCAGACAGAAAUGAUGCUGCCAAAACAUCUAAAGCCAGUACCUUGGAUAGCCGACUAACGAAUAGAAGCGUAUCAACAUUUAGAUCAUCGGAUGCAAGCAAGUCGCACCCUGGCAGUUUGCUGAGUGCAAGCACCUCCAAGACCACAGGUUUCAGCCCUGCUGCCAGUCCUGUGAAGAAAAAGAGACAGUCCUGGUUUCCACCACCUCCUCCGGGUUACAGCACCACCCCAAGCACAGAAGCCAGCAGAAGGAACCCAGCUGUUCAUCCCCCAAUACCACCAAAGCCCAGUUCUCCAAUUUCUUCUUCUAAGCCGCUGAGACAAGAGAAUAGGGAAAUACCUCCAUCUAAACUUGGUAUGUCUACAGAAACCAAAAGAUUUACUGAAAGAAAUACAAGAACUCAGGAUCUUGAUGACAUGGUCAAGGAGACAGCGUCCCUUCAAGAAACUGACAAGGGUAAAGAAUUGGAUAAUAUCAUCAAAAUGAACAAAAGCUUAAGCAGAAAUCAAGGUCUUGAUGGUCUCUUCAGAACAAAGUGGAAGGCAGAGCAAAUAGACAAAAGAGCCAAAAGUCUUGAAAGUCUCAUCUAUAUGAAUACCCAGAUGGACAGAGAUGGCAAAGGAAACCAAAGCCUUGGAAAUUUUAACAGAGUUAAUCAAAGGACUGACAAAAGUGAAAAAGGAAGCCGAGACCUUGAAUCUAUCAUGAAAGUGAAUAUCAAGACAGAGGAAACCAAAAGAGGAAAACAAGAUUUUGAUGGGUUUAUUAAAGUGAAUCCUGAAACCAAUAAAAGCAUCAAAAGCAGUCAAAGCCUUGGAAAUCUGAUCGAAGUGAGUCCUGAAGGAAACAGGAGUAGACAAGGGGGCCAAAGUCUUGACUGUCUGAUCAAAGUAGUUCCUGAAAUGAACCAAGGGAACCGAGAGCCAGAUAAUCUUAUCAAAAUGAACCCUUCCACAGACGAAAGCAGUGAACAAUGUCUUGAUGAACAGAGUAAUAUAAACCUGAAAGCUGUCAAAAAUACUGCUAGUGACCAAUAUUUUGAUAAGCAAAUCAAGGUGAAUACAGAAAUUCUCACCAACAAUCAAAGAAACGAAGAUCUGGAUAACCUCAUCAAAGUGAAUCCCUCAAUAACCAGAAGCGAUCAGAGCUUAGACUUGGACAAUCUUAUUCAGUUGAAACCUUCCGCUCUCAGAAAUGUUAAUAGAGAUCGGGACUCAGAAAAUGUAACUGAAGCAAAUUCUCAUAUGUCUGAGAAAAAGGUUAAAAGCUCCAGUACUGGAACCAGACAUGCAAGACCAAAGGACACUGUUAUGUACACAAGGACGUAUGUAGAGAAUAGUGAAAUACCGAAGAAUGGGUAUCAGGAGAAUAGCUCUGGAAAGUAUAUACAAACUGUUUAUUCAACUUCAGAUAGGUCUGUCAUUGAAAGAGAUAUGUGUACUUACUGUCGAAAACCCUUGGGUGUGGAAACAAAAAUGAUUUUAGAUGAAUUACAAAUUUGUUGUCAUUCCACUUGCUUUAAGUGUGAAAUAUGCAAACGGCCUUUGGAAAAUCUGAAAGCAGGUGACAGCAUUUGGAUUUAUAGACAAACAAUACACUGUGAGCCUUGCUACUCGAAGGUUAUGGCCAAGUGGAUUCAAUAGUGCCAAUACAUGGAAAUCAAGAUGGAAAACAUUUAUUAAAGAAUUAAAAGUUACAAGUUUUGAAAACAUGCAAUCUAUAAAAGCUUUUACAUUGAAGAUCAACAUUUAUAUAAAAUUAUAAUAAUUCUAAUAGUGCAUAAAUAAUCUAUUUACUUUCAAUAAGGUUAUAGAAAUGAAAAGAGCCAUCUGGCAUCUGGCUAGAUUAAUGAUAAGAAACUCAUAUGAUUCUAGUUAUUAGAAUGAAAGAAAUAAUGUGUUUGAUGGUAGUGAAAAUUGUCAGCCAUAGUUAGAUCCAUCCCUAGUGCUACAUCAUGGCUCCCAUUCUAGCAAAGUUAUUUAUUUUUCUCAUCUUUAUUCUUCUAAGAAUUUGGGUUCUCAGGCACUAUUGACACCCUAACAAAGAUACUAAAGGUAGCAAGAUAUGCUUUUUUUUCUGCAAAGGAAAUGUUAGAAAUUUUUGUACAAACUUUGGCAAAAAGAUGUCAACAUCAAAAGUUGUGUGUUGUAGAAAAUCACUUAAGAUUUCUACAUCUCGAUGACAUUACUCAUAAUGUGGGGGUACUGGAGAAAAUGUUUCCUACUUUUUACUUUCCCAGUUCUCUUUUAAUGAAGGAACUUUGAGUUUGUUCAUUUAAAUCAUACCAGUAUAUGUGUUUGUUAAGCUUAUCAUCUAAAGUGGGCAAGUAAACAAUUUGACCUUUGUGUCAUCCUUUAGUUUAUCACAGCCAUAUUUAUAUGUACUGUAUUUUUUAAAAAAGAAAUGAACUUAUUGGCAUAGGUAAAAUAAUGUGACAUGUAUAGUUUACAUAAUAUAAUUUGUUAAGUUUCCUUUGCAUGAAUUUCAAAAGUCUGAAAUACAAAUAAUGUACAAGAUAUAAUGGUUAUGGAUUAUAGAGACAUGUUACAUGUACUCAUAUUACUGAUAACUGUAGAUUUACAGAAGGCUUAUACAAAUAAAGUGAACUAUCAGUUAUGCAUAA